Molecule: messenger RNA, 1444 nt
Organism: Sinocyclocheilus grahami
Lineage: Eukaryota; Metazoa; Chordata; Actinopteri; Cypriniformes; Cyprinidae
Product: protein lifeguard 3
Exons: 12
Coding region: 76-1014 (312 amino acids)
Biological process (GO): negative regulation of apoptotic signaling pathway
Cellular component (GO): Golgi apparatus; endoplasmic reticulum; membrane
Source: RefSeq, a predicted model, not a curated record
CGGAGUUCUUUACUGAGAGCAGAACAAGUUCAUGCAGUCCCGUUGCUGAGGUCACAGCAAACGUGGGAUAUCACAAUGUCAAAGUCAGAUCCCCCUCCAAGUUAUGAAGAGUCAAGAGAGCAGCAGCACGGAAACUAUCCAUACCCUCCCUACGGAUAUCCUGCCCAGCCAGGGGUGUACACGGGCCCGGGACAGCCUGGCAUACACCCCCAGGCAGGGCUUUGGCAGGGCCCUGGAUACUGCCCUUCAGCAAUGCCAUCUAUGAUGCCGUCCUUUAUAACACCAGGGAUAUUUUCCUCCAACCUAACAGAUGCAGAGGGCAUUUCAGCAACUGGCGUAUGGGACAGCAUGAGUGUUCGACAUGCCUUCAUUAGAAAGGUUUACCUUAUUUUAGCCGUCCAGCUGUUUAUCACUACUUCAAUCAUUGCGGUGUUUACCUUUGUUGAGCCUGUGCGUCUUUUUGUGAUCCAAAAUCCUGCCAUUUAUUGGGCAUCAUUCCCGGUGUAUCUUGUUACUUACCUUAUGCUGGUUUGCUGUGAGGGGCCGAGGAGACGUCAUCCAUGGAAUUUAAUACUCCUGUUCAUUUUUACCCUUACGUUAUCUUACAUGACAGGAACAAUAUCAAGUUAUUUUGACACCAAAGCAGUGUUCCUAGCCCUGGGGAUCACAGCAAUAGUGUGUAUAAUCGUCACAAUCUUCUGUUUUCAAACCAAGGUUGACUUCACCUCCUGUACAGGUCUGCUCUGUGCUCUUUGUGUGGUUCUUCUGGUGAUUGGCAUUAUCACAUCCAUUGUACUCUCAUUUCAAUAUGUGCCGUGGCUGCAUAUGCUGUAUGGUGCUUGUGGAGCAAUAGUCUUUACCUUGUUUUUGGCUUACCACACUCAGUUGCUCAUUGGAAACCGAGCGAACACCAUCAGCCCUGAGGAAUAUGUCUUCGGAGCUCUUUCCCUCUAUGUUGAUAUCGUCCAGAUCUUUAUCUUCCUCCUGCACAUCACAGGAAGCUCUUCAGAGUAAACCCCAAUCUUUCUUUGAGCUUAUCUUGACUUUUUCAAUCACAUGCAUCUCAAAUAUUACCUUCAACACUACUGUUAUAAAAAUUAUUUUGUGUUAUUUUCUGUGUUGUUCUACAUUGGUUGCUCGCACUUUUACCAAAUUGAUUGUCACUUUAUUUACAAUAAGCACUUUAGUUUUGUAACGUUCCACCGGUUUAUUUGCAUUUUGAAGAGUCUACUGUAAAAGCAUGAGGGUGUACUAAAACAGCUACACUGUGAUUCGAUGAUAUCAAUAUUUAGCCUAUAACCUAAAGGGAAAUAAAAUGAAGAGAAACAGUUAACAAAUUCAUGAGGAUUAUUGGCCAUAAUACAGGAAAUGUGUCUGUUUGAAGGGUGGCGCACUAGGUUAAGGUUACUUAACUGUAAUUAAGACUGUGGACCAUAUUAAGGGG